Messenger RNA from Malus domestica (apple), 3999 nucleotides. The record is from RefSeq and is a predicted model, not a curated record. Lineage: Eukaryota; Viridiplantae; Streptophyta; Magnoliopsida; Rosales; Rosaceae.
GCAAGAGUGUGCCCUUACCCGCGCGCGUGGGAGCGAGAUGUUCGUGGAGACUGGGAAUUGGAUGAGAGCUCGAUCAAGGAAAGCUCCGGUCGGUCAAAUAACAUCAGCCCCUCAUCCGCCCAAUCAACGUUAAGGAAUCAAAAGAAACAUUAAGAAUUACGAAAACAAACCUUAAUCAAAACCCAACACAACAGGAAUCCAAUUCAAAACAACAAAACAAAAACAAAUACAGUAAAGAAAUCCUGGGCUUUUCGUUGAUUAUCUUUUGGAGCAUGCGCAACCACGUCAAAAAACAUUGUUGUUUGUUGUUUCCUGUACCUCCCCAAAUUCCGAAUCUUUGUGGGUAAUGACACAAAAAAUCCAUGAAAUCCCAAUGGGACAUGAAAAUUUACUGUUCGAUUUCGUCGAAUGUUACAGUCUUUGGGUUUAAUGUUACACUAAUCACCAUGGGUUCCAAUCAAAGGUUGUUACUUUGUCAAGUUCGUCAAAAGGACUUUUGAUUGGUUUCAAUGUUUUUCUCUUGGGUUUGACCUUUAUGAGGUUUUGAAUGCAUAUUUCUGACACACCCACCUUAUUUAACAAAUGAGAAUAUUAAUUACUUUUAAAUUUUUAUUAAAAUUUUUGGUGACUGAGAAUUUUGAUUUUAUUUUUGGUGAGUUAGAUUACGAUAGAUAGACAAAGAUAAAUAAAUUAAUCCUAACAGAAGUUGGGGUUGUUUUUUUAUACGAAUUUCUUUUUGGGGAUUUGGAUUUUACGGGCCUAGGGUUCUCUUUUCAUACUUUACUCGUCUAUUUUGUGCUUUUUUGUGAUUGUAGAAGCUAAAGGACUCACUUGGGUCGUCGGUUCUUCACAAUUCCUUAUCUGGGUUGUUCGAGUUCUUCAAUUUCCUCAUCUGGGUCGGUGGGAUUUUGUGAUUUUUCCAUAGUUCUUUAUCAGGUUCGUUGAUUCCCCACGUUUUCUCAUUUGGGUCGUGGCUAAUUUUUCUAAUUUCAACAGUUUUUGGGUUGGAAUCGAGGUAUUUUCCCCCAAGUUUGCUUCCUUGAAUGCUAGCUACAAGGUGAAAUUUGAUCAGGUUGGUGUGAUUGGAAUCCGAACUAUGGUCCAAGUUGUGGCCUGGCUUCAGUGUUAUAGUCUAGGGGAUUUCAAUGGUUUUCGGGUUUUAAAUCUUCUGUGAGGAGCUUGAGCUACUUUGCUUAGCCAACUGUGUGGAAGCCUGCAGGAAAUAAUGUUUCAUUCUCAGGGAGCUUCAAAGCACCCUUGUAGUCUGCUUGUGGUCAAUUGUGCGGAAAUUUCUGAAGAGAAACGUAAUAAGGACACGGCAGAUGAUAAACUCAGAUACCCGUUUCCGGAGUUGGUUUCCUCAGGGCGUUUGGAGGUUCAAACUCUGACCAAGCCAACCAAAGAGGAGUUAUGUAAAAUGCUUGAGUCAUAUAAGCCGAAUCUUGUAUACCUGCAAGGAGAACAGCUUGGCAAUAAUGAAAUUGGUUCUCUUGUCUGGGAAGAUGUCGACUUGUCGACUCCUGAAGCUAUAUCUGAGAUCUUUGGUGCCACAUUGCCCACAACUGUUUAUUUGGAGGUUCCAUAUGGUGCAACAUUGGCAGCAGCCAUUCACUCAAAGGGGAUUCCUUAUGUGAUAUAUUGGAGAAGUGAAUUUUCUUCCUUUGCUGCUUGCCACUUUCGACAUGCUUUACUUUCAGUGAUACAGAGUUCAUCAACUCAUACGUGGGAUGCUUUCCAACUUGCAUACGCUUCCUUUAGACUUUACUGUGUAGAAAACAACCAUCUUGUUCCUGCUAACAUAUAUAAAUCUAGUGCGGAGCUGGGGCCAUGUCUUCUUGGUGACCGUAUAAAAAUCAACGUUGAUCUUCCUGAGGCAGACAUGGAAGAAGAUGAAAAAGGUUCCUUGGGUACUCUCCCUGCUAUAAAGAUACAUGAUGAUGAUGUGACCUUGAGGUUUCUUGUUUGUGGCGAGCCGUCCACAUUGGAUGCAAGCUUAUUAGAACCUUUGGAGGAUGGUCUCAAUGCCCUCUUAAACAUUGAAAUGCGUGGGAGCAAGCUUCAUGGAAAAUUUAGUGCUCCUCCACCGCCUCUUCAGGCUGGGACUUUUUCUCGUGGUGUCGUGACUAUGCGAUGUGAUGUAUCAACUUGUAGUUCUGCGCACAUAUCACUUCUUGUGUCGGGCAGUGCUCAAACUUGCUUUGAUGAUCAGCUCUUAGAGAAUCAUAUAAAGCAUGAAAUUAUCGAAGAGAGUCAACUUGUACGUGCAUUGCCCAAAGAUGACGAAACCAAAGCACCUCUAUCUGAACCACGAAAGUCUGCGUCAAUUGCAUGUGGGGCUACAGUAUUUGAAGUUAGCAUGAAGGUUCCUGCAUGGGCUUCACAGGUUUUGAGGCAGCUCGCACCUGAUGUUUCUUAUCACAGUUUAGUUGCACUGGGCAUUGCCAGCAUUCAGGGAUUACCUGUGGCUUCUUUUGAAAAAGAUGAUGCUGAUCGCCUUCUUUUCUUCAGUUCCAGUCUGGGGAAAGAUGGUAAAUCAAACGACUUGAGUCUCAGCAGCCUUCCUACUUGGUUGAGACCACCUCCUCCUAGUAGGAAGAGAUCUCAACCAUGCCAAGAGACAUGCCUGGGUUCUCUUGACGGCCAGGGGCUUCCACGUUUACCUGCUUCUAAAAUUGAUGAAGACAACAGAGUUGCUGGAGCAAUGAAUGGGGUUAGCACAUCUUUCCUUCCAGCCAGGCAAAGAUUGAAAAUAGCCGCAAUGAGGCCCAUUCCUCAUGUUCGUCGUCCUAAAAUGACACCCUUUUCUGGAAUGUCUGAGGUAGAUGGGCAUGAAGGAGGCCAAGUCAAGGCUCAUAUGCCUCCUCCUCCUCCACCCACAAAGCUCAGUAUUGUUGGAUUAACUCCUACAACACAACGAAAAUCAUACUCAAGCUCUUCUCAGGCUAAGCAGAUUAUUUCCUUGAAUCCUUUGCCAUUAAAGAAACAUGGUUGUGGUAGAAGCCCAAUACAUUCUUGCUUAGAGGAGGAGUUUUUGAAGGAUGUAAUGCAGUUUCUAAUUCUCCGAGGACAUAAUCGGCUCAUUCCCCAAGGUGGACUCGCUGAGUUUCCAGAUGCCAUUCUCAAUGGAAAGCGUCUUGACCUGUACAACUUAUAUAAAGAGGUGGUUACGAGAGGAGGCUUUCAUGUUGGCAAUGGCAUCAACUGGAAAGGACAGAUCUUCUCAAAAAUGCGCAAUUACACAAUGACCAAUAGAAUGACUGGUGUUGGAAAUACACUUAAACGACACUACGAAACUUACCUUCUAGAAUACGAAUUGGCUCAUGAUGAUGUAGAUGGAGAGUGCUGCUUAUUGUGUCACAGUAGUGCAGCAGGGGAUUGGGUAAACUGUGGAAUAUGCGGUGAGUGGGCUCACUUUGGCUGCGACAGAAGGCAGGGACUUGGUGCUUUUAAGGAUUAUGCAAAAACAGAUGGACUGGAGUACAUAUGUCCACAUUGCAGCAUCAGCAAUUUCAAGAAGAAACCACAGAAAAUUGCAAAUGGAUUUUCCCAAGGCUCAACAGUAUCACGGCCACUGUAAUUCAAUUUUGCUCCUACAAUAUCAUAAUUAAUAUCAUCUUCCUUUUGGCUCUCUGAUUUGGAGGUUGCUUCCCUCCCUAAUCUGGCACGAGAAGUUGAUUUGUACGGCUGAUUAGGCCUUAAUUGCACGAUGCUAAAAUAGGAGACCAGAGACCGGGGGAGGACAACGGUAGAAAACAGCAAGUCUAGUAGAGCAUACUAGUUAGCGUAGGUAUUUCGUUUCGGGUGGGAAAUUUCUGUCCCUUUUUAGCUCUACCAUUGUGUCAGUCUGUUUCUGUUUCCCCUUUGGGGUUGUUAAGGUUGGACAGUUAAGAAAUCCCAUCAUUCAGAAAGGGUCGUUGUAAUAUAAUGCCGCUAUCUCUGUGAACAUAUACGACUUUAUGUAGCGUUUAAUGAAAGAUUAUGAUUAUACUGACCUAUCAA